This is a messenger RNA of Saccostrea echinata, 1635 nucleotides long. RefSeq names its product dentin matrix acidic phosphoprotein 1-like. The transcript is spliced from 5 exons. Gene Ontology annotation, molecular function: calcium ion binding. The record is from RefSeq and is a predicted model, not a curated record. Bases 38 to 1468 code for a protein of 476 amino acids. Lineage: Eukaryota; Metazoa; Mollusca; Bivalvia; Ostreida; Ostreidae.
UAAGGCACACCGGAGGUUCCUAAAGAUUUCUACAAACAUGAACAAGCACUCUCUAAUAAUUUUCUUGACCACCUGUAUUGUGGCAUCUUCGGCUUGGCAUCUUCGGGUGUCGUUAAACGACAUUUUUAAGGGGCAAUGUCGAACAGUCAGCCCUAGGGUGUGUCGGAAAAGUUUAGGAAAUAUCGAUCCUGAUUACAGUUGUGGAUUUAUAUUAAGGAGUGUCUGUGCUGGAAAGAACAAGAUAGAGAGGGUUCGAGUCCGCCGAUCGUCAAUAAAGCCAAAUCAUGAACACUCUCUCCACGUCACACCGCUUCCAAAGAAAAUGGCGUUCUAUGACGCGAACUCUGAUGGACAAAUCACCGUUAAGGAGUUUGCGCGAACUCUGGGUCACGACCCGCGAGCCUUUCACGUCAAAGACGCUUUCAAAGUGGCAGACCUCAACAGUGAUGGUGCAGUGGAUGCAUUCGAAUUUGAAAAUGACGCUUGGAUUUUUAAUGACGAUUUUGACGAUGAUGACUAUGACCUUGAGGAUACAGACGUAGAAUCCUACAAAUCUGUAAACUUUGACCUCCUUGAUAGCGAAGAAGACAGUUCCAGUAGCGAGAGUAGCUCAGAGUCAUCAGCGCACAGUUCCGGCGAGUCUGCUUCCGGUGACGAUAGUCAUGACAGCAACGACGUGUCCUCGAGUGGUGAUGACAGUAACGACGAUUCAACGAGUGGAGACUCAAACGGUGACAUUUCAGGUGACAGCGAUUCAACAGAUGAUAGCAAUGGCAGUCAUUCAAACGACCACAGCACUGAUGAUAGUGGCGACGACUCCAAUGACGAUAGCACAGGAGACGAUGACAGCAAUAGCAGUAAUUCAAAUGAAAGCUCAAAGGACGGUGAUAGCAAAGAUAGUGACAGCGAUAGCAAAGAAGAUAGCAAGGACGACAGUGACGAAAAGACGCAUGACAGCAAGCACAAAGAGGAAGUAUUGCCCGAUAUGGGGGAUCUAAAUCUGGAAGAUAUCGUCCCAAAAGAAAUAGAACUUGGUGACGGGGUUAUUGGAGAGGCCAUAGAUAAUGUCAUCGGAGAUGGAAUGGAGUUAGAAGUUCCAGAAUUGGAGGCUCCAGAUUCCGACACGUUGAAAAAUGUUGGCAUUGCAAUGGCAUUGACCAAGUUCCAACCUUCGCAAAACCAGAUACAUUCCAAAGUCGGAGGUCAGUCCCAUGCUGUCGACGAUCACGCAAACCAUAAUCAUAAAGAGUAUGAUUUCUCCAAGGGUCAAGGCAAUUUCUUUGCUUCAGCCAUGAAUCCCAAACCAACAAUGUUGUCCAAUACCCUUCUUGGGAUAAGAGGAUCGGGCUCGGGAUCCAGGAUGAGAUCAGUGGACAGCUCACAGGCCAGAGAAAGGUUCAGUUCUAUAGCAAUGAAUAACAGACGAAGAGUUCCGGCGUCACUUUGGCCGUCAUGGAUCGUCUCGUAGCAACAGCAAAAAUACUAUCCAAUCACAGAAAACAAUCCAAAUGAAAGAUAUGUCAGCUGCUAAGCUACAAAAAUGGAACAAUUAGACAUUUCUUUUUAAGGUGUAUCAUUAUUUUUUUUUUAAUGUUCCGAACUCAUAAUCAAAUAUUUAUUCAGCCUGUUUGGGGC